GGCUUGGAGGAGUAUCUCAAAGCGGCUGGAUGAGCAAUGGCUCAGAGAGGUCCUCGCCCAUUCAUCAACACAACACCUCUGGAGCAGCCGGGUCAAGCUUCAAGAAGAAAUGCGCGGAGCUAUGCCAUGCGCGGCAAGAACAGUGGGAAACGCCGUAAACACCUUACCAAGAAGCCAUGCAUAGAUUCUUGGAUCAAUGGACAAUUCGCCGGCGGACUAUGCCAAGAUCCAGGACCAGUAUCGCAAGUUCAAGCUUGCACCAGUUACGUCCCUAGACAAGUAGCUUCUGAGUGGAGUCUCUUCAAAUUUGCAGAAGAACCAGGUCCCCAUGUGCGUCAGAAACUCUACCAAUUCUUCCCUAUCCUAGAACAUAGGUCAUAUCCUAACCAGAUUCUGGCCACCAAUUUUUUCGACCGCCAAGCAUCUCUUUGGUUUGAACAUCUUGGUCAAAGCCAGACGUAUGUUCACAACCAGCUAUUCGUCGCUAUGUCUUACUUUGAUAUCGUUGUUGACAAAGUCGAGCAUAUUGGUCAAGGCACUAUUUCACACAUGACAAAGGCACUUAGUCUCUUGCAGACAGACUUGGCAACAAUCGAUCGAGCGACCGCUGAAGUGACAAUCGCUACCGUCAUUGCAUUUGCUAUGGUUGCCGUUGUAUCGGGCGAUACUGCUUCAGCAGGAAAGCAUCACCACGGUCUUUUCAAGGUGUUAAAUUUACGUGGUGGACUGGCUUCCUUGAAAUCAUGUAGAUAUCUUCAGAUCAAGUGCUGCAGGCUUGAUCUAAGCUACGCUAUGCCCACUUGCUCAAAGCCCCUUUUCUUUGUAGCCGAGAACAUAUUAUGGGAUUCAUAUCUCCCAAGAAGCUUACCAGUUUCCCCAACCACUGCAAUACACUUGUUGGUCAGUGAUUCUGAGCCGGAUCCCAUAAUGGUGAACAUAUGGUUUGACCUUCACGAAUUUUCGAGAGCGGCAAAUAUUGCUGCUCAAACAGGCCGAAAGCUUGAGCCUGACCUUCUUCAGGAAGUUAUGAUUUCAGUUCAGUAUCGACUCCUGAAUUUGGAGUACGACAUGGAAGAGCCCCAUGAACUGUUACGAGUUGUGAUGUUAGCUUACUCAGCAACUAUCCUUCCUCUACUAUGUUCCCAGUUUGGCGCUCCUGCAUCUUUAAGCUGUCCAUCUUUUCCCGCUUGUCUACACAUGUUUUCGAUUGCAAAUGAGGAGUCAUCUAACGACAAAUUGAAAGCCUUACUCUGGCUUCUUAUCAUCGCCGAGAUAUCGAUCUUGGAUGUUCCCCACAUGGAGCUACAACUUGCCCAGACUAUACGGGCCCUGAUUUUGAAUUCGUGGGACGAGAUACUUGAGCUUUUGAAAGGCUUUCUCUGGAUUGAUACAUUGCAUAGAGAGCCAACAAUGAAGCUCUUAAGUAAUACUAUUAUAAAGACAGAAGGAGUCAUGCAGUGUGUCAUAAGCUAGGGCAAGUUUCGCUGGAAACUAGUCAUGUGCAAUGGAUCCCGGGUGUGUCGUUUUGAGUUGUACUGUGCAGUACUUGACCAAGUUUUCUAUGCAAG
This is a messenger RNA of Mollisia scopiformis, 1568 nucleotides long. RefSeq lists its product as uncharacterized. The transcript is spliced from 3 exons. The record is from RefSeq and is a predicted model, not a curated record. Lineage: Eukaryota; Fungi; Ascomycota; Leotiomycetes; Helotiales; Mollisiaceae. The coding region runs from base 37 to 1473 and encodes 478 amino acids.